Messenger RNA from Styela clava, 1103 nucleotides. NCBI's taxonomy places the organism in Eukaryota, Metazoa, Chordata, Ascidiacea, Stolidobranchia, Styelidae. The record is from RefSeq and is a predicted model, not a curated record.
UACUGCAUUAUACAUAUAUAGAUGAAGCAUUUCCCAUUUAGACACUAAGAGUUAUAUCUUUGUUUUAGUCUAUCUAUAUUCUAUAUCAAUUGGUUGUUGUAAAAAAUCAAUCAAAAAAUAUACAAAUUUUUAAUUAAUGGGUAACUUGUGGUAUUGCUUCUAAUUUCAGCCCAAUUUUCCAUACAUUAAAGUAAUCCAAUUUGACCGAAGUAAAUUUAGACCAUUUGUUUUGUUUUUGAGAAAACCUGUACACUUGAGUAUAAUGGAGGUGAGGUGGAGGAUACUACUUGGUCGCAAUUGCUUUGAUGGUAGAGGAUCAUCCAAAACAAACAAUAACUGUUGAUGGAAGCACCAUUACAACAUCAAAUGUGCUCAGUAAAAUUCCUCUACAAUUUAUCAUUGAUAUAUCAUCGGCGGCGUCUUGCAACAUAAACCCAACGUAUCCACCAUAUUCUAUUCAAGACGGAGAAACUUUCGUAAUAUCUGAUACCGAAACGUUCAACGAGACCCUCUAUGCGUACCCAAGCGGUUCUGGAGGAAGCAUAACACAGUUUGUUGUCAUUGGGCCUCUGGGGUUGCACCAGUCCGAGAUAACUGAUCAUGGAAACGAUCUUUUUUCGUCGAACAUGAUUUGGGAUGCAACAUCCGAUCAAUCAGGCGAUCACACAGUUUGCUACUACGCAGUGGAUUCUAAAGGGCUACAUUCUGAACAAAGAUGUUUCACUAUAACUGUAACUGUAAAUAUUGAUCCAUGCGAUGUCGACUAUGGUGGGUGCAGUGACACUUGCAUAACUGAUACCAACUCGCACAGCUGCUUAUGCGAUUUAAAUUGUUGGUCAAUACACGACAAUGACAGAACUUGUCUUCCCUUCUCGACGGUUGAAUGUGACGGUCUUAUAGCAACUAACCCCCAAAUAUCAACGGACAACAAUCAGGACAGGCAACAAUUGGAAGGAAUCAACCAAAAGCAGACCAAGCGAAAGCUUUCAACAAUUGCCGAGAAACCGUCUCUACAAAACGUGCGAAAAUCAAAUUCGACCAACUUACGAACGUCGGGGAGAUUCAAAUUGCCUGGAACAACGAGUGAAGUAUCAAAUUGCUGA